Molecule: messenger RNA, 2394 nt
Organism: Benincasa hispida (wax gourd)
Lineage: Eukaryota; Viridiplantae; Streptophyta; Magnoliopsida; Cucurbitales; Cucurbitaceae
Source: RefSeq, a predicted model, not a curated record
UUUUCUUAUGAUAAUAUGUAAUGGUAAUGGUGAUAAUCAUACUUAGAGUACGUGAAUGGCAGGUAUCACUUCCUAAUUUGGAAAAGCUGGAAAUUGAAGAGGCUCAUAAUUUGAAGAUGAUAUUUCACAAUGUUGUCAUUCGUAAUUCCUUCUCCAAGCUCGAAAGCCUAUAGAUUGGUCAAUGUGACAAUCUUAAAAUGGUUUUUCCUUCCAAUAUGAUGAGUAGACUUACAUGUCUUAAAAUCUUAAAGAUUGAGAGGUGUAAGUUAUUGGAAGGAGUAUUUGAAGUACAAGAGUCAAAUACUUCAAAGAAGAGCAUUGAUUUGCUCCCAAGUUGGAGGCAUUUGGAAUUAAUUGAAUUGUCAAACCUCCAAUACAUAUGGGAGAAGUAUCCUUGCGAACUUUUGAAUGUUAAAAAUAUUGAAAUCUUGUUCAUUCGUGAAUGCCCAAAAUUUAAAAGAAAAUAUCCUCACCAACUAGAACAGUUGGAAAUAGAUUUAAGUGAAUUGGAAGAGAUAUUGAAGAAAGAAAAGUCGACGCACAUGUUGAAACAUGAUGAAUCAGAGACUUCUUCCAAGGAUGAGAUUAAGCAAUUGCUAAAUGGUCGAAAUUCAUUUUUUCGACUUAAAUGCUUGAAGUUGUAUAGUUCUUUUGACUACCGCUCAACGCAUUUGCCAAUGGAAAUUGUACAAAUAUUACAUAACCUUGAAGAGUUUGAAGUGAGAAAAACAUUGUUUGAAGAAGUAUUUCCAAUUGAGAGAUUGGAUAAUGUUGAAGAAUGGCAAAAUGAAAGACGAUAUAAGCUUUCAUCUCUGAAUUUAUCUGAACUACCCAAACUUAGACAUCUGUGGAAUGGAGACUUACAAAAGAAUAAUUCCUCGAUAUUUCAGAAUUUGACGGAAUUAAAUGUAUCAAGUUGUGGCAUAUUGAAUAUGUCAAUGUCAUCAUCAAUGUGGUUUAGGAAUUUGAGAUGGUUGAUGGUGGAAAAAUGUCAUAAGUUGACCUAUUUGCUAAAUCCAUCGGUUGCUAGAAGCAUGGUCCAACUUCUCUAUUUGGUAGUAAAUGAUUGCAAAAGGAUGACUACUGUAAUUGCCAGAGGUGUAGAAGAAGAAAAUGAUGAAAUUCUAUUCAAAAGAUUAUUUUAUAUAAGACUUAAAGAUUUGCCUAAACUGAGAAGUUUUCAUUCCGAAAAACGUACCAUUAAGUUUCCAACCAUGAAGGGUAUACAUCUUCAAAAUUGUCCUGAAAUGAGGGAUUUCUCUCUUGGAAUUGUAAGCACACCACGUUUGUUUAUGGAAAACAUUGGAUUCCAUGAUUCAACUGGAGAAUGGUGUCCAAUUCUUAAAGAUUCAAGAGAUAUCAUUGUAGAAGAUAUCAAUGUCACCAUUCAACAAGCUUGGGAGGACCAUGAGAAUACCAACCUUCAAUGUUUGUUUGAAGAAGAGAAUUUCGAGGAAAACCAAUGUGAUCCCUUAGCUUCUUCUUCACACGUUGAGGAAUUAGAGUCAAAUUUCAAUCAUCCCAAUAAUCAAGAUUGAAGCCGAAUCUUAGGAAGGAAAAGUGAGCAAAGGCCUCAAAGAUUGGUUUAUCUAAACCUCCCAUCUUAUGGCGUGGUAAUUUAAGUGCAGUGCAUUCCAUGACAAAGCAUAUUGAACUUAAUAUUAAUUUUGUUCGUGAUUUGGUGCUUCUUGAGAAAUGUUGGUUCAAUAUCUCCUUGCCGCGGAACAAGUUGAUGCUCAUGUCUUCACCAAAUAUCUGUAAGGUGUGAACUCAUUUAAAAAGAGGCUACAGGUUGUUUUUCACAUCGUUGGGCUUUUAUCAUAUGUCCUUGUAUUAUUAUUUGCUGUGAGAGUUUUCUCCCCAGGCUUUAUAUAUAUGGUUGAUUCUGGUUUUUCAAAUAUAUAUAUAGGAAAAGAAAAGGGUUUCUCUCGCAUUUCAUUGAAAUUAUUGAUACAUUUAUGAUCUUUUUCAAAAUUUGAGAUAUCCUAGUUUUCUAGCCUUUUUAGUCACUUAUUAUAUUAUAUCGCUUUGGAUCAAGUUUUUCAUAAUUUUACGGUUUUUUCUUGUCAGAUGUAAUUUCUUUUUGACACACUACAACAAUUUUGGACUUCAAUAUCGGUUGAAAAUAGUAUUCUCGGAUGUAUCAUGUCGGUUAAAAAAAAAAACAACGGAUCUUUAAUGUCGGUUUUAAACCGACAUUGAAGAUGGCCUACAAUGUCGGUUUAAAACCGACAUUAAAGGCAUCCCAUUAGUUUUUUUUAAUUUUUUUAAUUUUAUCAAAAUUUCAUUUCCCUCGCCCGUGAUCUUCUCUCAGCUCUCGCACCGCUCUCACUUUACCAAAAUUGAAAACCCUCGGCUAGCUGCUCUCACCUUACCGAAACAAACUCUCUCCUC